This is a messenger RNA of Papaver somniferum (opium poppy), 1424 nucleotides long. RefSeq names its product myb-related protein 308-like. The record is from RefSeq and is a predicted model, not a curated record. Lineage: Eukaryota; Viridiplantae; Streptophyta; Magnoliopsida; Ranunculales; Papaveraceae. The coding region runs from base 314 to 1210 and encodes 298 amino acids. The transcript has 2 exons.
AACACCUUUCUCACCAACUCGCAUCUAGAAGCAUUUAGUUUCUUUCUCUCUCUUUCUUUCUUUCUCUACAAAAGUCUAUACCUUUAUAAAUGCAAAUCUUAAGGACUUAAACAGGGCCAGUUUCUGACUCUUCUGAUCACCACCACCACAACUGCCACCAUCAUCAUCAUCACUAGCAGCAACAACAACAACAAAAACUAAUAGGUCUCUUAUAAGUACUCCUACUAGAGUACUUCUACUGCUAUCUUAACUGGUUGUAUUAUUAACAACACUUGUGGUGCUGGUGCAGCUACAACAGUGAGAAUUGAAUUACAUGGGAAGAUCACCUUGUUGUGAGAAAGCUCACACAAACAAAGGAGCAUGGACAAAAGAAGAAGAUGAUAGACUUAUUGCUCAUAUUAGAGCUCAUGGUGAAGGUUGCUGGAGAUCUCUUCCUAAAGCUGCUGGACUUCUUAGAUGUGGUAAAAGCUGUAGACUUAGAUGGAUUAAUUAUUUACGUCCCGAUCUUAAACGUGGAAACUUCACUGAGGAAGAAGAUGAAUUAAUCAUCAAAUUACAUAGUCUUCUUGGUAACAAGUGGUCUCUUAUAGCAGGAAGAUUGAAAGGAAGAACUGAUAAUGAGAUUAAAAAUUACUGGAACACACAUAUAAGAAGAAAGCUUAUGAGUAGAGGAGUUGACCCUACAACUCACAGACCUAUCAACACUACUACCAAUAUUAUUGAUUCAUCAUCUGUAUCUGAUCAUCAUGGUCAAGUUAAAACUAUAUCAUUUUCUACUAGUAAAGAAGAAGAACAAGUAGAAGAAGAAAAAGAUGUGGAAGAUAUUGAAGAAAAGAUGAAUAAAAUUGUUCAGGGAUUUGACAGUCACAAGUAUAAUAAUCAUCAUCAUCAGUACUAUAAGAAGGAAGAGAAGAAGAUCAACAGUAUUACUACCAUGGUCAUGACUCAAGAUCAUAACCUACAACCAAAACUAAAAUGCCCAGAUUUGAAUCUUGAGCUUAGAAUCAGUCCUCCAUAUCAGAACCCUGCUGUUAAGCCAUUAUUGAUGAAGAGUACUACUCUUUGUUUUACUUGUAAUUUAGGGUUACAGAAUAAAUCAGGGUGUAAUUGUAGUGGUAAUAGUUCUACAAGUAGCAUCAAUAGUAGUGGUAGCAGUGGUAAUAAUGAGUUGUUAGGGCUUAGUAGUGGAAUUUUGAGUUUUAGAAGUUAAUUAAUUAGUUUGUAUAGAUAAUUAUAAAUGAAAUUAGGGUUUGAUUAAAACCUUUUUAAGAUUAAUUAAUAUAUAGCUUAUAAAUGAGAAAAAAGAAAAAGAUGAGGUUGUUAUUGUAUUUAUAUUUGUAGACCUCUGUGGCUCUUUUUUCCACUUGUGUUGUUAAAAUUUGUGUGAUCAGAUACCAACAACGGCAAGGCUGUUAAUAGGGGUA